AUGGCUUCUGCGACUUUCGACCCCACCAUGUCGCUGUCCGGAAUGCGGCCUCCUCUUGCAUCCGCCGACGCGCCAUCCAUGGCAGACCAGCUCCCAGCGCUGAACUUUGGCUUCGAGGACUUACGCGCGCGAAUGGCGCAGUUUACAACAAAAUUUGACGCCUUUAUUGAGAGAGGCAGGAAGCAGGUGCUUGAGGAAAGAAACCAAUUCCGUGUGAAUUUAGCUGAACUUCAAGAGGAUCGGCGUAUGAAACAGAAGGAUAUCGAGAUUCUUGCUUUAAAAACACAGACUCAUGCACAAACAUUGCAGAAGGAAACAAUGGAAGCUGCUGAAAUGAACGAGGCAAUUGCGAUGAUAUCCCAGCAGUGCGAUACGCAGCUGGUGACGCGGGACCGCUUAAAACAGCAGAUUGAAGAGACACAAAAGACUAUCAACCAACGAUUAGAAGCCCAAAAAGCGCACGCGCGUCACCUAGAAAGCCAAGCACGAUUGAAUGUUCCCGAGCUAGAAUUUUGGCAGGACUACCUUUGCUUAAGAAUUGAAGGUGCAGGGAGAGAGGAUCGAUUAAAAGUGGUUUAUAGUCACUUACUAGAAAAGGAUUGGGAAAAAGAAGCUUGGUUUGAGCUUGGUACAAGUUCUAGAGAAUACGAAGUGUUUCGGUGCCGACCGAAGCUGGAGAGAGGGGCAAUAGAAAGGGAACUUGAUAUUAUUAAUGAAGACAGGGAUUUCGGCGCAUUUCUUAAAAGGAUGCGGAAAUUGUUUGUAGCCGCCAUGAAGUAA
Ophidiomyces ophidiicola is the source of this 780-nucleotide messenger RNA. RefSeq names its product kinetochore-associated Ndc80 complex subunit spc25 (gene SPC25). Gene Ontology annotation, biological process: chromosome segregation. The record is from RefSeq and is a predicted model, not a curated record. Gene Ontology annotation, cellular component: Ndc80 complex. Bases 1 to 780 code for a protein of 259 amino acids. The transcript is spliced from 2 exons. Lineage: Eukaryota; Fungi; Ascomycota; Eurotiomycetes; Onygenales; Onygenaceae.